UUGUCUUCUUUCCACACUUUUUACCUUGUCCACCGCUACUAUGUGUGGCAUGUGGCGACAAACAAAAUAUCGAUUCACUUGCUAAAAUUAAAAGGUGUCACUAAGGCAUUAGAAAUCACGCAACGUAAUUUUUUCACUUCGAGAAGCAAAGUGUUGAGAUUUUAUAUUAAAUAUGGCUGAAGGCACAUACGAAUAUGAAUGCAUGAGAGCGGAAUUGUUAGGGAUCGAGAAGCCAAAUGAGGAGGAAUUCGAGAAGGUGCGCGCCGAACGCUUGAAACGUGAACAAGAGGAGCAAGAGACUGCCGAGGCUGCGCUUUUAGAGCAACAGGAGGACCAAAUGCGUAAUGUAGGUGGACGUUUAGAUGAAUUGAAUACAAUACUCUCGUCGACACAGCAAAAAUUGAAUCGCUUCAAACAAACAGCCUGUGGUAGCCUCUCGAACAUAUUCAAUCGAGGCUCAGUAGAUUUAGUAGAUGGCACACCAUCCACCUCGGCGACAGCCAGUCGACGCAACACUACCGCAACUGGUGGCAGCAUUAGUGGUCAUAAUGAUGGCAAAAACGAUACAGACAUCAAUAGUACUGGAGAAGAUCGUGAUGGCAAGGAGCAGGAAGAUUCGGGAGACAUAAAGCCCAUCAUACCGACAGAGCGUAUCAAAGCCAAAAUGGAUAUACAAAAGAAGAUGAGCUCACAUUUAGACAAAUUAGACACAUUAAUUAACAAGGCCGAUAAUGCGGAAAUUUCAAUGUCAGAACAAACAAAGCAAAUGAGACAUAUGGCCAAGUAAGAGAACAAAAAGAGAGUGAGAGUGAGACGCGAGGACGGUAGGAUAGUAAAAUAAAUAAAAAGUAGUGGAUAUAGUAGUUUUAAGUGCACACACACUUGCAGGUGUUUAAAUGCUAAAAUGGAUAAAGAUUUAAAGCAAUUACCAAUUAAGAAAUUACAAAUCCAUAAAUAAAAUGGAUUAAAUCCGUAUACUAAGUAACGAUAUAUGUAUUCAAUUAAAAAGUUCUGUUACUUUCGGGUUUUAAUGUGUCACACAUCCAUACAUACAUACAUAUAAUGAAUGAGCUGAAAGGCGAAAACGGAAAGCAAAUAAGAAGUUUUAGGUUAAGUACUUCAUAUCCGCUAGGCGGUUUGUAACGCUUAGCAGCCGUUGUUAGGAAAUAUUUUCGGGUUGGCUUUCUAUUGAUACCACGUUAAAUUUGCUUAUAAUGUCUAAGUGUGUGGAUCGAAUUUAAAAUGUAUAACACACAAACGUAGUCACUAUAUCAGCCUUUUGAUUUAUAGUACUUUUUAUAAAUUACCAUUAAGAAUUAAUAGCAAUAUUUAACGUUAAAAAUGCUUAAGUUUUGCAUAAGCUUGAAAAAUGCCCUAUUACAGACGCUUAAAAAACAAAAAAUAAAUAGUUGGCGCGUACACUUCUGUUAGGUGUUUGGCUGAGCUCCUCCUCCUAUUUGUGGUGUGCGUCUUGAUGUUGUUCCACAAAUUACAGACGCUUAUUUUACUUAAAUACUUUACUUUAAUACAAACACAGGAACACUCAUAAACACUCUUUAUUAAUUCAAGAUUUGAUUUAAAGCUAUUUUUACUCAAUAAUACUACUCAAUUUAUUAAAAUGUUAAUUAUUAUUACAAAUGUUCUUCUAAACGUUUGUAAUAACGUGCAAAAUAAAUAUGCGUAACGAACUGCGAAAGGAAUGGCGAUAGUGGGAAAAGAAUAGAGAAAUAAAAAAUUCAAUUAACCUUUGGCCUUCGAUAAAUCAUUAUUUUCAAAAAUAGUAAAAAAUUGGACUAAAAAAGGAAUGAUGAAAUAAUAUUUUCAUAAAUAGUGAAAAUUUGGACUAAAAAAUUGCGAUAAAAUAAUAUUUUCAUAAAAGGUGACAAAUUGGAAUAAAAAAUCGCGCGAUGAAUCGUUAAAUCAUUAUUUUCAAAAAUAGUGAAAAUUUGCGAUGAAAUUAUAUUUUCAUAAAAAGUGACAAUUUGGAAUAAAAAUACGCGCGAUUUAUUAGUCUAAAUUUUCGCCUGCGGCGUUUUUUUGUUUGGAAAUGUACAUACUA
Messenger RNA from Anastrepha obliqua, 2059 nucleotides. RefSeq lists its product as uncharacterized. The transcript is spliced from 2 exons. The coding region runs from base 173 to 787 and encodes 204 amino acids. NCBI's taxonomy places the organism in Eukaryota, Metazoa, Arthropoda, Insecta, Diptera, Tephritidae. The record is from RefSeq and is a predicted model, not a curated record.